CUAAUUCGUUACCCGAAAUGCGGCAUCCGAUACUGUUGGGUUUAGCGUUGCUGGCCGUUCUCGCGCUUAGUGAUGGAUACAAAAUUUUGUUCUUGGCUCCAUUUCCCGGCCCUAGCCAUUGGCUCAUGAUGAAGCAUUUUAUUCGUGAACUAGCGGACCGUGGCCACGAGGUGACGUGUAUAACCGCGUUCCAGUACGGAGAACCAGCGCCACCGAACUACACCGAGGUCCUUAUCGAUCCACCCUAUCCUAUCCGCAAGACAUUUCCGGUGGAGGGCCUGUUUGCCGCUAGUCAAUCGAGUGACUUCGAGAAGCUGUCCAUGUACUGGGAUUUGGGCAUAAACACGAGCCGCCAUGGGCUCGAGACGGAACCGGUGCGUCAGUUUAUCGCCCGGCGUGAUCUCACCUUCGACCUGGUCGUCGCCGAACAGUUCUUCCAGGAGAGCUGGCUCAUGUUCGCGCACCAGUACGAUGCGCCGAUCGUCACUAUCAGCACCUACGGCUAUUCGGACUUCUUCGAUCGCAUCAUGGGCCUGCGUACACCGCUUUCCUUUGUCCCGCACAUGAUCUUCUCCUACGAGGAUGAUAUGGACCUAUUCGAGCGUGUCUACAAUCUGUUCAUUUCGCAGUAUGAUGCGUACUACCGGAAGAGCUAUUAUCUACCAGAGCAGAACCGAAUGGCGAAGGAGGUGUUCGCGGAUUGGGCCAGUGAGACGGGCCGUGCGCUACCGAAUGUAGCGGAUCUGGAAAAAUCCAUUUCGGUCAUUCUCGUCAACAGUCAUCCCGUGCUGAACCGUCCUCGGCCUACGAUUCGUGGCCUGGUGGAUAUCGGUGGAGCGCACAUCCGGCCGGUGCAGCCACUCGACCCGGAGUUGCGUACCUUUAUCGAGGGUUCGGGUGAGCAUGGCGUUAUCUACUUUUCGCUCGGUGCCUACAUGCAGAGUGCGGUUAUGCCGGCCGACAAACGGCGAGCGAUCCUGAACGUGUUUGGUUCGCUACCACAGCGUGUUAUCUGGAAGUUUGAGGAUGAAAGCCUACAGAACGAGGCACCCCCGAACGUGCUGAUCCGCAAGUGGGCCCCUCAGAACGAUAUUCUGGCACAGCCCCAAGUCCGCCUGUUCAUCUCCCACGGUGGCCAGUUUGGAUCGUUCGAGGCAAUGAAACACGGUGUGCCAACGCUAUUCAUUCCCUUCUUUGGCGAUCAGCAGCGUAACGCGGAUCGCGCGAUAAGGGCCGGAUUCGCACAGCGAAUGCAAUUUGUCGACAUCACGGAGGAAACCUUCGGGAAGCACGUGCGCGAUAUGCUCGAGAACGAUCAAUACAUGGUGCAAGCCCGGCACGUUGCCCAGCUGUUCUCCGACACGCUGGUGGAACCGAUGGAAUCGGCGAUCUACUGGAUUGAGUACGUUGCUCGGCACCGGGGUGCCCAGCAUCUCAAAUCUCGUGCAGUCCAUCUGGACUUCAUCCAGUAUCACAUGUAUGAUAUGAUCAUAUACAUUGUGCUUCUGUUAUGGAUGAUCUAUAUUCUGUAUUGGCCGGAAAUUAAGAGGGCGCUGUGGCAUUUUUUCAUUUUUGGUGUGAUUGGUGUUAUACUUUACCGAAAGUAUGUUGAACCCAUAGAAAAGCGGACUGUUUGAGAAGGUUUGUGCAAACAACUCACAGAAAAAACUGCAACGAAGGUACUGGUAAUACUCGUUAUCUAUUACAAUUUAUCACUACCUCGAUUUUCAUAUCUCAGAAGUUAGCUGUACACCGUAAUAUGUGUAUUUUUGCAUUUACGUCUCUCUCGCAUUCGAUGCUGUGGAUGUAAUUUUACAUAUUUUCCCCAAUUUACGGCAUUGAAGGAUGUAGUUGAAUUCAACAGCGAAGAAAAUAAAUACAAAAAAAACACUAAAAUGCUAUAUUUCUGACCGAAAUUAACAUAAACUCUCCCUAAAGAAACGCUUCUUUCCGCCAAAGAAAGCAACUA
Molecule: messenger RNA, 1969 nt
Organism: Anopheles aquasalis
Lineage: Eukaryota; Metazoa; Arthropoda; Insecta; Diptera; Culicidae
Product: UDP-glucosyltransferase 2-like
Molecular function (GO): UDP-glycosyltransferase activity
Source: RefSeq, a predicted model, not a curated record